CUCCAUCUGUAGGACGUUGCUCCUCCGGGGAGUCACAGACGCAUGUGCUUGUUUCUAUCUUUGUGCAACCGACAUGGGACCGGGCCUGAUGCCAAUCCGUACCACCACCACCCACAGAAAUAUAGUAUCAUCCCAACACGCGACCACUGUAGGACAGACCAACUCCCAUCCCUGCAACCCAUGCCCGACGCCUCUCCAUCCACCACCCACCUCGACCAGGAAUCCGGAUCUAGGUCGAGGUGCGCGUGCACGUCACCGAGUAGUCGGUGGACCGCACGAUGCCCGAUGGCGCAUCGACCGCGUCGUGCUUGGCCAUCUCCUGCACCCCUUCGACGUCCUCCAGGCUGUCCGAUCCGGUCCCGGUCCCCUCGGGCGGCGCCAUGCUGUUCAGCGUCGUCAGGUAGUCCCAGUUGCGGAUCACCUUCUUGCGCGAUGCGCUGACCGGGUCGCUGCCGUCCUGGGGCGUCCCCUUGUUGGGCCCCCCGCUGGCGUGGCGGCGACUGCCCCCCAGCAGCUGCCGGAAGAGUACUCCCCCGCCAUGCUCCGCGCCCAUGAGUUCUUACGCCAGCAGGGCUGGCAGCAUGACAUCCGGCUGCGGAGCAACCCCUACACCCUGGUGCAUGACUGCGAGGGACAGACCAUGUUCGAGCACAUCUCCCAGAGCCCGGCGCGGGCCACACGGCUGAACGAUGCCAUGGUGGCCGAAGAUUCCCUGUUGGCGGAGAUCGGGCUGUAUCCCUUCGCCCAGGCCUUGGGGCCCCUGGCGCAUCCAGACACCCCCACCAUCAUCGACGUGGGCGGAGGCCGUGGCCACAUCCUGAAGCAGCUCCGGACGAGCCUGCCAGACCUCCCGGGCCGGUUCAUCUUGCAGGACCGGGCCAGUGUCCUGGCGGACAAUGGGCCGGACAUGACGGCCCACGCCAUCGAACCGAUGGCCCAUGACUUCUUCCAGCCCCAGCCGGUCCAGGGAGCGCUCGUCUACUACAUCCGCCGCGUGCUGCACGACUGGCCCGACGACGAGGUACGGCAGAUCCUGACGCACCUGGCCGCGGCCAUGGACCGCGAAACCUCCCGGAUCCUGAUCACGGAGACGAUCAUCCCCGAGGUGGGCGCGACGGCGACGAACGCCUACAUGGACCUCACCAUGAUGACGUUUGGGGGGAGGGAGCGGACGGCGAAGCAUUUUGCCCAGCUGCUCGAUCUCGCGGGACUGAGGCUGGCCCACGUGUGGAAGGCGUCGGGGGUGCCCAUGGUCGUUGUGGAAGCGCGACUGAAGUGAUCCCUGCCCCUGAGUGGGUGGAGUGAUGUUUCUGUUCUCCUGGCGUUGCCCUAGUCGGACAGGGACGGUCGCUUUGCUGAGUGUAUGGAGGAAUCGGUUGGCUGUGGAGGGUAGAUGAUACAGG
Molecule: messenger RNA, 1403 nt
Organism: Aspergillus heteromorphus CBS 117.55
Lineage: Eukaryota; Fungi; Ascomycota; Eurotiomycetes; Eurotiales; Aspergillaceae
Product: S-adenosyl-L-methionine-dependent methyltransferase
Exons: 2
Coding region: 74-1279 (401 amino acids)
Molecular function (GO): O-methyltransferase activity
Source: RefSeq, a predicted model, not a curated record